Molecule: messenger RNA, 2574 nt
Organism: Cephus cinctus (wheat stem sawfly)
Lineage: Eukaryota; Metazoa; Arthropoda; Insecta; Hymenoptera; Cephidae
Product: major facilitator superfamily domain-containing protein 12
Exons: 8
Coding region: 447-1895 (482 amino acids)
Biological process (GO): carbohydrate transport
Cellular component (GO): membrane
Molecular function (GO): symporter activity
Source: RefSeq, a predicted model, not a curated record
GCGCCUCCUUGAAACGUUUAGCAUUAUAAUAUAAACAUUUUUAAAGUAAAAUGUACACGAACUUCGCCAUUUUUGUAAUAUUGCCCUAAUUUAUGUAUCACAUGAUGAAUACAUUUGACAGAUUAUGGACUCUGUCCACCCCAUGUGAUUUGUAUGAUUUUUCUACGAUGUGUCAUUCGCAUCUCGCGAACCAUUUGUUCUUAAGAAAGGAAAGCUUUGACGAACGUUUGCAUUUGGUAUCUGCACUCUUAUUUUGUGAUUCUUGUCAGAACGUAAUAGUAUUUGAAAUGUUACAACACUUCGAACUUUGUCAAAUAAUGGAAAUAUACUAUACCUAGUAUUUGUAAAUGCAUCACAGCAGUUUCGUUAUAAAGGAUGACAGUUGGAAAGGUUAUGCUUGACAAUAAACUGCUUUAACACUUCAAGGUGUAACAAAUAAAAUAACAAUGGAGGAUAGUACAAAUGUAUUGGUAAAUGAUUAUACUGAAAUAGUCAGACGUCUUCCACUUAAGCUAAGGCUAGCAUAUGGCAUAGGACAUAUCUUAAAUGAUAUUUGUGCCUCUAUGUGGUUUACAUAUUUAUUAGUAUUUUUUCACUUUGUGCUGGGAUUUAGUCAUUUUAUGUCAGGUAUGAUUUUACUAAUUGGCCAAGUAGCUGAUGCUCUUGCCACUCCAUUCGUUGGUUUACAUUCAGACAAGAAUGAUGAUUUUUGCCUGUGUCGGUAUGGUAAAAGGAAAACUUGGCAUUUGUUCGGUACAAUAUGCAUUCUAUUAUCGUUUCCAUUUAUUUUUUCACCGUGCAUUGGGUGUGAAGGUGCCCACCAAUGGGCCCAGUUAAUAUACUAUGCAGCAUUUGUAGUGAUAUUUCAAUUUGGCUGGGCUGCAGUCCAGAUAUCACAUUUAUCUUUAAUACCUGACCUAACGCCCACUGAACAUGAAAGAACAGAACUCACAGCUAUUAGGUAUAGUUUUACUGUCUUUUCAAAUGUACUUGUGUAUUGUAUCAUGUGGGGAGUAUUACAUAUUACUAAUGAGAAUAUCCCAGAAUCUCAAAUAGGGCCAAGCGAUGCAUAUAAAUUUCAACACAUUGUAUUUCUUGGAAUAGCCAUUGGUUUUCUAACAUCAGUCAUAUUCCAUAUUUACGUAAAAGAAGGUGCUGCUAGUGAUUCUGCAGGUCCACUACGACGAAAUACACGAACGGCAUCGACUUUAUUAAAAGACAGUCGGCUGUAUCAAGUGGCGUGUGUUUAUAUGCCAACAAGAUUAUUUGUAAAUUUAUCACAGAUUUAUAUACCUUUAUACCUGACAGAGACGUUGAACCUGGCUGCAACAUCCCUAGCUAUUACGCCUUUAACAAUAUUCCUCAGCAGCUUUGUAACGUCUUUAAUUAUCGAAAGACUUAACAGAAAAUUAGGUAGACAGAUCUCGUACUCAUUUGGCGUAUUGUUAGGGGUAUGUGCUUGCGUAUGGAUAUGGUUUGGUAAAGGCGAUGCCUAUGUUACUUACGAAAUCUAUCCAGUUUCUAUACUGUUGGGCGCUGGGGGUUCAAUAAUGUUAGUCACUAGCCUUGGAAUAACUGCUGAUUUGAUCGGACAAAGUACUGAAAGUGGUGCUUUUGUUUAUGGUGUCAUGAGCUUCACGGAUAAGCUUUGUAACGGAUUGGCUGUUAUUGUAAUUCAAUAUCUGCGGUGCUCUGACGACUGUCCAAAUUAUUACAGGGAUGUUCUAAGUUUUGCCUGUGGAGGUGCUGCUGUUGUAGGACUGUCAGUGAUAUUUUUUAUCAAACCAUUUACGUAUGAAAAUGAUUAUAGGACCUUGGAUUCAAGAGAGUCAUCAGUCCAUGAAAAUACAUCUGUGAUGGCGAGAUCUGUAGUGAGAGAAGACUCUGCAGAGUAGUGCUUUAUUGUAAUCUAUAUAUUGUACUGCUCUAAUUAGUUGAUGACAGAUAGUAGUUAAAUAAUUAAUUGAAAUUUGUACCGCUAAUUUAUAGUACUGGCUGUACUAUAUUGAUAUGUUAUGCUGAGGGUAACAGACAUUCUUUGAACAUAAGUGUUAGCAUCAAUUGUUAAAAUUUCCAGAGUAUAAUAAGAGAUCUUUUUUAAAUGUAUAUUUUUGCUUUGUAUUUGUUACAAUUUUAAUACUAUAAGAGAUGUACUUACAGAGUAUCAGUUUAUAAUAUGUCAGUUUUCUAAUCCAUCCACAGUAUGGAUAUGCGCUUAUUCGAUUAUUAGACUAGUAGUUAUUCUUUAUGUGAUUACUGGUAUUUUGAAAGUAUAGAAAUGAAGUCUAUUAAAUUUAUAAUGAUGCAACCAUCAAGCGCAAGCGUUAUUUAUGUACAAUUGUAACAACAAAGACGAACUAGAUAAGUUUUAACUUAUGAUUUUAAUGACAUAUUGUAAUAUUAAAUAUUAUGUAAUCUACAUUUAUAAUGUAGACAAAUGCUAAUCACGAAACCUUCUGUUCCCAUUUCUUAUAUUGGAUUCUAAAUAUAGUUAUUGAAUGAAAAAUACAGACCUGGCAAUAAUUAAAUAAAACUAUUACUGGUCCAGAAUAAUAAAACAUUGUUAAAGAGAAA